AUGGAUUUGCUAAAAGUGCAACGAGCAACGCCAUUAUCGGUGGCGACGUUACGCCGUAAGCAAACUAAAAGUGUCACAACAACAACAACAGCAGCGCCAGCAUGCGCUACUGCCACGCCUGGGAGCACUUGCACAAACGCGGCCCCAAGAAGCUGCAGUUCAAUGCCGUUGGCAUGUAAAGCUGCGUUGCAAGCGCUCUCUACAACAACAACAACUGUAGCGCCAACAACCCGCAUCGGCAGCAGCAGCAGCGAGGGCAAGGAAAGCGCUGCCACGUCGGAACAGGCGCUGCCGCGUCUGUUGGCGGCUACCAGCUGGGGCGGCUGGCGCCACUGCAUCGUUGGCCUUGUGACGUUGCUGGUGUUCACAGCGAAUUUCAACAGCAGCGUCGGCCAAAUCGAUUGGGAUGAUGACGAUGAUCCAGUAUCCUUUGGCCUCGUAGAAGCCGUGCUGGGACGCACCGCAACGCUGCCAUGUGACAUUGAGCCGGAAGCGAAGGAUGACAGAGUUUAUAUGGUAUUGUGGUUUCGUGAGAGCGCGGGCAAACCACUUUACAGUUUCGAUGUCCGGGGGAGAGCGUUCGAAAAGGCGCUGUAUUGGUCGGACACCAACUCGUUUGGACCUCGCGCUUACUUCAUUACCAAUCAGCAACCUGCAAAAUUGACGGUCGAGAAUGUUCAGUUGGAUGAUGAAGGCGUAUACAGAUGUCGCGUCGAUUUCCAGAACUCUCCCACGCGCAAUCAUAGAAUUAAUUUAACGGUUAUUGUUCCUCCACAUCAAAUUAUGGUUUACGAUGCUUCUGGACGUGAUGUCGCCGGUGCUGUGGGCCCGCUGCUCGAGGGCGACAACAUUGUGUUGACAUGUGAAGUACGAGGCGGUCGACCAGAUCCCAAAGUCAACUGGUUCAAUGGCACGCAAAAGCUUAAUGUAGGCGAUGGAGAUUCGAUGGGCCGCCAUGUGACUACAAAUCGUUUGGAGGUGCUGAAUAUUCCACGUUCAGCUCUCAACACUACCUACCGAUGUCGUGCUUACAAUACGAAGUUGGUUCCGCCAAUCGAGCGCAGCAUACGUAUCGAGAUGCUAUUAAGUCCAACAUCUGUGAAUCUCACAAAUAAGCUGAAAGUUUUCUCUUCCGGCACUCAAUAUAAUUUGACUUGUGUCGUCGCCGGUUCAGUGCCGGACACAGAGAUACGCUGGACGCAGAAUAACCGGCCUUUUAAGCGAGGAACGCUUACAACGACACAAAGCAACGGCAGAGUCUUCUCCACGCUGUCCUUCCAUCCACAACCCGAAGACGACGGCACAUUGCUGAAGUGUGCAGGCUCCAAUCCGCGGCUGCCAAUCUCCGCAAUGGAGGAUUCCAUUUUGCUGAACGUGAUAUAUCCACCACAAGUGACAUUAUCGCUGGGUUCGACACUCAAACCGGACGAAAUUAAGGAAGGUGACGAUGUUUACUUCGAGUGCCACAUAAAAGCUAAUCCGAAGGAGCAUCGCAUCACAUGGUCACAUGAUGGCAUCCCGGUCACCCAGAACGUAUCGUGGGGCAUCAUUAUAUCCACACGUUCGCUGGUAUUGCAGCGCGUUGCACGCGUCCACGCCGGCUUCUACGCUUGUGCGGCGGCCAACGACCGCGGCGAGACGCAGAGCUCGCUGGUGAAUUUGCGUAUACGCUAUGCCCCAGUUUGCAGCACAAACACAAUGAUUGUUAUUGGCRCCUCACUUGAGGAGGCGGUGCCGAUACCUUGCCGCGUUAACUCCGAUCCGCCGGAAAUUGAUUUCGAGUGGACUUUUUCGACAAGCGGCGAGCACUUUGAAGUACCAUCGGGCCAUUAUGCAACCAUACAAGAGGCUACAACAACCGGCGAUGUGCACCGAACAAUAAUCGAAACAAAUGAUACACAUUUCGAAACUUACGUAGAAACUGUAAGCGAAUUGAUAUACACGCCGAAGGGCGAACGGGACUAUGGAACUUUGGCAUGCUGGGGUCAAAAUGCAAUUGGCAAACAAACGGAGCCUUGUCUAUUCCAAGUCGUGCCAGCAGCCAAGCCAGGAGCAUUGCGUAACUGUACUUUGCGUCCAUAUGUGGUGACCUCUGCCUCGCUAAAUUCAUCGAACCAGACAACAAUGCAUAGCAAUCAGAUGAUGCCAGSACAACACGGACGACAGGAAUCAAAUUUUCCACAUACGGAGUAUGUACGUGAGCGACAUAUUAACAAUGGCAACAAUAACAACAGCGCCAGCAACAAUGGUAAUAAAAUUCACAAUGGAAAUGGCAACAGCAAGGCAAUCAGCAGCAGCAGCAAAGGCAAUAAUAAAAUCAACAAUGUUGUUAAUAACCAGCCGCAGGAGAAGAGGAAAAAAGCUGCAACCUCAUUUGCGGAGCAAAAGCAAAAGAAAUUGCAAUACCAACCGACACGGCGGCUGCAACCCAGCGAACAACAGCAACAACAGCAAUUACAACACCUGAAGAAACGAACAUCUUUCACACCAUCUCAAACGCUGGCGGCCAUCAAACGGCAGCAACAACAGCAACACGAACAGCACAAGAAAACAGGAAGCGGCGCCAAAGCCGAGGCCGSGACUAUCGAGGCAAUUGGCUAUGGCAAAAAGCCGUUAUCAASUGCAACGCGCAGCUCCACGACUGAUGAGAGCACCGGAACGCKACACACAGGCAUGGCGGCAGCAGCUGGUGGCGCCAAYGCCGCAGCAGGCAACCUGGCAACAAUGGUGUAUAUCAAUAACAAAACUGAUGGAUUGCCCAUGAAGACACGAACGGACAACAAACAUCGGUUGAAACGUGCCGCUGACGAGCAUGCAACAACUGCAACGGCAACACUCACACAAUACAAAAACAACGAGGCUUCUAAGUACAAGCUAAAGAAGAAGGCAUACAAGCUGGCGCGGGCAACAAAGGAGCUGCGGCAGCAGCAAUCGAGAAAGCGAACUUCAAAGCAGACGCAGAAGAAGAUAAAUGCGAGCAAAAGGCAAAAAUCAAAUUUAUCAUUGCCAAGAGUUGCUGCUGGCGCGGCAGCUGCCAUCAACAACGGCAGCAAUGCACCGACGAACAGCAGCAGUAAACAAACGCCUGUAACAAAAUACUACAAUUGGCGGCGAAAAAACACGCAUAAACGUGAGAUCUCACAAGAGAUGAGCGAAGUAAUCCAUCAUUUAAGGUCAGCAACAACGACAGCAGCAGCAGCAGCAGCAACUGCCACUGCAACAGAUACGUCAAAGGAAGCGGAAAAGGAAGCAACCCGGGYAAAGGCACGAACCCAGCGACUAGCAAAAAGAGAAAUCGCAUCUGCAAAGCCCAGCGAAUUAACGCAACAUCCAACAUACGUGGACAAGACAAGUGGGGACUUAGCUGCCGCAAUAGCUACUGGUACAGCUGCGACUACACACAAAGGCAGCAGCAGCAGCAGCAGCAGCACCUUUCACUUGCCAGUCGACAAUUCCAUUAACUCAGCGCUAAAUCGGCAACAGCACAUUGACGGCGGCACUGCCGCUAAUGAAUCCGCUGCGAUCGCUGCAAACUCAUUAGAUAAGGUGCGCAUACGCAAAUCUUUGACAGCCAAAAACGUUGGUUCCGUCGUCUCGGAUGUUGGCGGUGAGGCGGGYAGUGGGGCUGCCGCCAACGACCGUCACUUUUUGCAACACAACAAAGCCGGYCAUCACAUUAGCAACUUUUCGAGCAGUGAUAACGGCAAAGCGAGCGCGCAAAKCAACAAAGCCAACAGUCGCAACGCGCCGCCCAGCGCGCCCGAAAUAAGCAAUCAUGCCACCGCCUUUCACCAGCAACAACAAAGCAUUGCAAACGAUAAUCGCAACAUCGAUGUUAUUGGCAUGCAACGCGCAAUUAAUGAUCUCGCCUCGAGCUCGGAUGAAAGCGUCCGGGCAUCAGAGAUUUUUGCAAACAAAUUUGCUUAUGACGAUGACAUGGGCGAGAUUGACAUGGCGGUUGACGAAGUGGAUGCUGACGCCGAUAUGGAGGCCGAAUUGGUAGGUGCCGAUGCGGAUGAAGGCAAUGACAUUGAUGACGCAGAUUUAAAUGGCAUCGUUGAGCUGGAUGAAGAGCUAUCGCCGCCCACGACGAGUGCUCUGCAAAGUGAUAUACAUUYACCAGCWCACGCGGCGGAUGCGCCGCACUUCGAAUACUCACGUAUGGAGUAUAGUUUCAGCAAUGGCAUUGCCACUCACAGCCUGGUUGGCAGCAAUGACAAUGGACAUGGCCUUGGUCUGGAUGGACUUGGGUACGGUGACGGUGGUGGUGGCGGUGGUACCAUCAACCUGGAGAACUACGAUAACAUUAUCUAUUCGACAAUGGAAUUGGAAUGUAUGCCCGGUUACGAUGGAGGUCUGCARCAGCAAUUCUUUCUCGAAGCGUACGACUCCAAAACGAAGAAGCUGCGCCUGAACACUUCAAGCACCUAUGCCGAUAUACCAAUAUUCCGUAUCGACUUAAGUGACUUGGCCUCAAUGGACUACUACCCGGAUCCAAAUCCAGCACUGCAUUUAGUCGUUUAUAGCGCCAAUCAGAAAGGUCGAUCGGAGCCGAUUGUUUUGGAGAAUAUUCCCAUAAAUGAAGCGGAAAAGCGAACAGACGGGCGAAUGGCUUCCAUACUACCGCUUGCGGCUCUACUCACUGGCACUCUGUUCACUGUCGGAGUCGCUGUGCUUUUCGUUGUGGUGAUUGCUGUACGCAAGAGACGAUGUCAGGGAGGACGUAACCUCUGCGACGACAAAGAUAAGCAUUUAGGUAUGGAUGUGACUGUAACGGCGCCCCUUGAGACGGGUGCGGGUCACCAGCGUUUGGUAGUUGCGUACACGCUCAAGCAGGGCAUCGAAAAACAACCGGAUAUUUUGAACGCUCAAAAGAGUGCCACCGGCAGCGAUACAUCCUCGCCGCUGGGCAGCAGACCUGGUGGGCUAUACCUCGGCGGCAGCGGUGCGGCGAGCAGUAAUUGCGGUGUUSCGGGGGGUAAAUCAAACUUCACCACUACAGCCAGUACAAAUGCAGUGACGGAUUACGAUGCCUCCACCAUCGGUUACAACGAUCCCGCAAACUCAAGCGAUCUUCUCAAUAGCCCACCCUCACAGUCGAGCACGCUAAAACUGGGCACUGACCUCCGUAAAAACUAUCAAAGUCCACAGCAACCACUGCUCUACGACGCAUUACCGCUCAAUCGACAUGAUAUCUCACGAUACGACCCGCUGGGUCUUAACUAUGGCGGCAGCAAUAGUACGCUCAACUCGGCGGGCAGCGCCGGCACCGCCACCAACAACAUGAAUAAUGCACCUUCAAGUGGCGUCACACCGCAAUCAUUAAUACAGAAUAAUCUCAGCAAUGGGCACUACGUCAAUCAUCACACACUGCCUCAUCCUUCUUCCGCAGCCACACACUCGAGCCUCCUUCAUAUGCAGCAACAACAGCAGCAGCAAMAGCCACAGCAACAUCAAUCAACACUGCCAGCUGAUGAGCAACUAUCCAUCGCUGAUUAUCUCGCAGCGAGUAGCUUAAUCGAUUAUAGUUUAAGUAAAGCGGCAACGGGCUUGCCACCCGGCAUGUCGGUCGGCAGCGCGGUUGGCAGUGGGCACAUGACGCUACCCAAAGGUCUCGGCAUAGGUUCCUUACUGGGCGUCAGCGUCGGCGGCAACAGCAACGGAGCGUUGCUAACACAAAGCUCGCAUCCAGCGAGCAUUACACCAACAGCAACGAUUACGCAGAAAACGAAUGCAAAUCGAAAUCAUAUUAUUACGGACACAUUACCGGGUCCCGAGAGUUGUGUUUAAGUUAUAGAGAAUACAUUAUGAUAUACAUACACAUAUGUAAUAUGUAAGACACCCAUAUUGUAAGACACCCCAAAAUGCAUACAAACACUUUGCGCUCUUGGAAAUUAAGAUAUGUUCAUAUGUAGAAAUAAAAUGGAAUGUUCGGAAGAAUGCUAUCAAUGGCUUUGCAAAGCAAAAAAGACUGGAGCAAUCUACAAAUUGUUGAGAAGCUACACCCACAUCCAAACCAAAGUGCAUAUAUAUCAACACAGGAGUGCACACGCAAUAAAAUAUGUUGUAAAGUACGGUUCAAUGGGUUCAAUCUGUGGGCUUAAAAGCCUGCUACACUUGGGGUCCUCGGAAAUAGAACAGGGUAGCUAUUAGGAAAGUAG
This is a messenger RNA of Bactrocera latifrons, 6161 nucleotides long. RefSeq lists its product as uncharacterized. The transcript is spliced from 17 exons. Bases 1 to 5790 code for a protein of 1929 amino acids. NCBI's taxonomy places the organism in Eukaryota, Metazoa, Arthropoda, Insecta, Diptera, Tephritidae. The record is from RefSeq and is a predicted model, not a curated record.